Molecule: messenger RNA, 1914 nt
Organism: Pezoporus occidentalis (night parrot)
Lineage: Eukaryota; Metazoa; Chordata; Aves; Psittaciformes; Psittacidae
Product: alpha-actinin-4-like
Exons: 14
Biological process (GO): actin cytoskeleton organization; muscle cell development
Cellular component (GO): Z disc; cell junction; cell projection
Molecular function (GO): actin filament binding; calcium ion binding
Source: RefSeq, a predicted model, not a curated record
GAAGGACGGGCUGGCCUUCAACGCGCUCAUCCACCGCCACCGCCCGGAGCUCAUCGAGUACGACAAGCUCCGCAAGGACGACCCCGUCACCAACCUCAACAACGCCUUCGAGGUGGCCGAGAAGUACCUGGACAUCCCCAAGAUGCUCGACGCCGAGGACAUCGUGGGCACGCUGCGGCCGGACGAGAAGGCCAUCAUGACCUACGUGUCCUGCUUCUACCACGCCUUCUCGGGGGCACAGAAGGCCGAGACGGCCGCCAACCGGAUCUGCAAGGUCCUGGCCGUGAACCAGGAGAACGAGCUCCUCAUGGAGGACUACGAGAAACUGGCGUCGGAUCUGCUGCAGUGGAUCCAGCGCACGCUGCCGUGGCUGGAGGCGCGCAGCCCGCAGCGCACGCUGCAGGAGAUGCAGCAGAAGCUGGAGGAGUUCCGGCACUACCGCCGCGUGCACAAGCCCCCCAAGGUGCACGAGAAGGUGCAGCUCGAGAUCAACUUCAACACCCUGCAGACCAAGCUGCGCCUCAGCAACCGCCCCGCGUUCAUGCCCUCCGAGGGACGCAUGGUGGCGGACAUCAACACGGGCUGGCAGCGCCUGGAGCAGGCGGAGAAGGGCUACGAGGAAUGGCUCCUGAACGAGAUCCGGCGCCUCGAGCGCCUCGACCACCUGGCCGAGAAGUUCCGGCAGAAGGCGUCCAUCCACGAGGCCUGGACCGAAGGGAAGGAGGCCCUGCUGCAGCAGAAGGACUUCGAGGCGGCCUCGCUCUCCGACAUCAAGGCCCUGCUCCGGAAGCACGAGGCCUUCGAGAGCGACCUGGCCGCGCACCAGGACCGCGUGGAGCAGAUCGCGGCCAUCGCCCAGGAGCUCAACGAGCUGGAUUACCACGACUCGCCCAGCGUCAACGCGCGGUGCCAGAAGAUCUGCGACCAAUGGGACGUGCUGGGCUCCUUGACCCACAGCCGGAGGGAAGCCCUGGAGCAAACGGAGAAGCACUUGGAGAGCAUCGACGAGCUCCACUUGGAGUACGCCAAGCGAGCAGCGCCCUUCAACAACUGGAUGGAGAGCGCCAUGGAGGACCUGCAGGACAUGUUCAUCGUGCACACCAUCGAGGAGAUCCAGGGCCUCAUCGCCGCGCACGACCAGUUCAAGGCCACGCUGCCGGAGGCGGACAAGGAGCGCGAGGCCAUCCUGGGCAUCCAACGGGAAGCGCAGCGCAUCGGGGAGCUCCAUGGGAUCAAGGGGGCCGGGAGCAACCCCUACACCUCGGUCACCCCACACAUCAUCAACUCCAAGUGGGAGCGGGUGCAGGCGCUGGUGCCCCGGCGGGACCAGGCUCUGCAGGAGGAGCAGAGCAAGCAGGAGUCCAAUGAGCACCUCCGGCGGCAGUUCGCCGGGCAGGCCAACAUCGUGGGGCCCUGGAUCCAGACCAAGAUGGAGGAGAUCGGCCGCAUCUCCAUCGAGAUGCACGGCACGCUGGAGGACCAACUGGAGCAGCUCAAGCCCUACGAGCAGAGCAUCGUGGACUACAAACCCAACCUGGACCUGCUGGAGCAGCAGCACCAGCUCAUCCAGGAGGCCCUCAUCUUCGACAACAGGCACACCAACUACACCAUGGAGCACCUGCGGGUGGGCUGGGAGCAGCUCCUCACCACCAUCGCCCGCACCAUCAACGAGCUGGAGAACCAGAUCCUGACCCGCGACGCCAAAGGCAUCAGCCAGGAGCAGCUCCAGGAGUUCCGCGCCUCCUUCAACCACUUCGACAAGGACCACGGCGGUGCCCUGGGGCCGGAGGAGUUCAAGGCCUGCUUGAUCAGCCUGGGCUACGACGUGGAGAACGACCGGCAGGUACCCGGCCUUCAUCCUCAUCCUCAUCCUCAUCCCAUGUCCUUCCUCCCCAUCCCGGCUCCUUCAUCCUC